Molecule: messenger RNA, 715 nt
Organism: Drosophila virilis
Lineage: Eukaryota; Metazoa; Arthropoda; Insecta; Diptera; Drosophilidae
Source: RefSeq, a predicted model, not a curated record
AUUUGACCCUGACACAUGAAUACAAAUAUUAUACCCAAUUUCCACACGGUUAACGACUUCUCCAGAUCUUCUCCUAUGUUUGGCCAAUCAAUGAUCAUGUGCAAAAUCAAUCUCUGGCAUAUUUUGCGCACUAUAUAAGAACUUGGCUAGAUGGCACAGAAUCACAGUUUAGCAAUAACCGAGCUUCUAGGCAGAGCCAAACUCAGCGAAAGGCGUUAAUUUGCUAAGAAAAAAAAAUCUAUUGCGAGAUUUCACAAACAAUAUUAACGAUGGCAAAGCUCUUGAUAGGCUUUAUUUGCCUGACAGCUCUAAUUUGCAUGCUGGCAACUGUAAAAGCAGCUCCUGCACAGAGCUUGGACGACGACCUCUCUACGGCGGACAGCAUAGGCGUUGGCUACUAUGUGCCAUCCUAUUACAGUCCAUAUUACGGCAGAAGCAGCUAUGGCUACGGCGGAUUUGGCGGUUACGGCUACGGUGGCUACAGAGGUUACGGCAGCUACUAUCGUCGCCCCAUUUAUCCGGUCUGGGGCUGAGCAUGAGACGCAAUAGAGCCUAGAUAGUAGUUCAUACACAUACAUCUAUAUAUACAUAUAUAUAUAUCGCACUUUAAGUCUUGUAAAACUAACAACAAUAUUUUAGCUAAAAAUUUAGCCGUUUUUCUCUUAGUAUUCUAGCUCUAUGUUUACAUUAAGGAAAAGAGUUUACUUAAACACAA